GGUCAUCAAACGUGCACAGAAGGAAAGCGACGCGCCGCUGUAACGAUAAUUCCCGUCGACGAUCCUGCAGCGCGCGCGACCACUAUAACAGAAUAAACAUCGUUGCACAGCUGCCGCAGCAGUCCGCGCACACACGAUACGCGAGUCGCCGGUAGAAUACACUGUACUUAUCGUUCGCCGCGCCGCAGCGUCACACAAUCGCCACCGGUCCGUCCGGAACAACGGGUCAUUGAUUCGGUCUCCGUCGCCGUCGCCGAUUUCUGCACGCGCACUUGUACGUACCGUCUUCUGAGUCUGAUUUUUUACUCAUUUUCGUUUUUCGCACGUUCACGCGGGUCUAGGAUUUAAUAUCCGUUAUUAGAUUUGAAGAAAACCGUUUACGCGCACGUCCGAGGUUUUUCACGUCUGUACACAUCGCGCGCCGUUUCGACGAUAACAAAAAUAUUAUAAUAUAAUAAAUAUCUAUACAUUUUAUUGUUAGGUUUAUUAUCGUACGUAAUAAUCAUAACGCCGGAUAGUCGCGCGUGCAUCGUGCCAUUUUCCGGUAUUAUUUAUAAAUAAUAGUAUAAUAUAUACCGAUUCGGUGCAGUUCUGUUGGACGUCGAUUUUUCCGCGUGCAGGUUUGAAAAAACAGAACGAUCGUCUAUCCCUAUGCAUCAAUGACUAUCAUGUCGAGACGAACCGCGCCAUGCGGUUGAGGAGACAUCAACGACAGUUAAACAAGAAAACAUUAUUAGUCAAUUUACGCUACUGUGCUGAUAUCGAUCGAUACUCAAGUACACUCUGAAAAUACAUAUACGCUGUGGUGCAGUAGUCUUCGAAACUACCGAAAUAACCAUCUACCUACAAUAUUGUUUAUCGCGAGAUUAGAAGACACACCGACUCCUACAGAGAUAUUUUUUAACGUCGAUACACGUACGUUCACUGGACAAAAUUACAAGAGCUAAAUAAAAUGAAGAGACAUGGCAUUUGUUCAGCAAUGAAGUCUUCACACAAUAAAGCAUUAUUACUUAAGAUAUCUAUAAUUGGAUUGAUCAUCAGCCAAAGUUUAGUGAAAUCAUAUCCCUCGUGGGACUCACCAACUACGAUUACAGAUUUCGGGCGCAACAUCAGACAACUGCCAUGCGUCAGCCGGAAGUCCGGAGAGACGGGCGUGUGCAUGUUCGCCUACUCGUGCGCCAAAGCGAACGGCACGCACCUGGGCACCUGCAUCGAUCGGUUCUACUUCGGCAGCUGCUGCAAGACCCAGUCGGUCGCUGAAAUCGACGCCGCCAUCGAACCGGACAACUACCUGAACAGCGUGGACAACAACGAAGUGGCCGGCCCGGCCGGGACCAUCGACACGAAAACGGGCGCACCACUGCAACAGCAGACGACGAGCGUCACCGACAGGUACAGCACGCCGAGGCCGAGCUCGACCAAUUACCCGCCGUCCACCGCGCAGUCGUACAAGCCCACCGGCCAGUUCGCCGUGUCGUCCACGCCGUCCACCACCACGUCCACGUCGCGCACCCAGUACACGGAGAUGUCAGGUCCGAGCGGCACGAAGCCGACGUUCGCGAGCACCAUGAGCAGUUCGCCGCCGACCGGUUCGAUAGCGUCUUCGUACUCGACCACGAUAUCGCAGUCGACGAAGCCGAUGCCGUCCACCACUUUCUCCACGGCCAAGCCCGCGGUCAAGCCAACCUCAUUCAAACCGCCGCCGAUCAGGGACCAGGCUACCACGGCCACGGCCACCGCGGCGUCGGUCACCGCGGCCGCCACCCAAAAACCAAAGCCUCAGACCGCGAGACCGACCGUCCAGUUCAGCGUUCCCAGCUCGACGGCUGGCUACUCGCACGAACCGGCCACGAAGCCCGCGACCACGACCACCGGCCGCCCGUACACCGCGGUCACGUCGAUGCGUCCGCACCACAACUCCACCGCCGCCACGGCCACGUUCGCCACCACUAAACCGGUCGUGAAACCGUCGAGCACCACGCACAAGUCGACAACGGCGUCCGCGGGCACGCCGCCCACGACCGCCGCGCCCACGCAAAAAGUCAAACCGCAAACCGCGACCAGGCCGGUCGCGACGACGCCGAAACCGAGACCCGCCACCACCGGCAAACCGGAACCGUUCGGGUCGUCCACCGCCGAGUCCGCGACUGCGGCAUCCUCGUACUCGACCCGCACGACGGUCGAUAACGUCACCGAGAUCAUCGCCAAUUUCACCGCGGCCGUCACCAACGGCCAGAGUCAGACGCCUAGCUACGGCAGCAUGACGACCGUCACGUCCACCUCGCCGACUCUGGUCACUUGGACCACGCUCGACAAAGUUCCCGCUGUACCGGCCGAAAACACGAAACCACCGUCGCCGUCAUCGUCGUCGCCGCCGCCGAGCAUGACGCACAAACCGUCGGUCAUCGAUGGUUCGACACAUCCUUCUUGGGUCAAACUUCCAGUCGAGACACACGAACCCAACACCGUCGGCACGCCGCCGAAAGAGAGCAGUUCUAGUACAUACUCGUCGACGAUGAUGAUGUCCAAGCCGACGACACAACCAAGUCCAUCCGAUAAUGACAUCGUUAUGACUUCAAACGUUGUCGAUACGACCUACAGUAGCACGCCAAGUCCAUCGAGUUCAUUGUCGUCAAUGCUUACGCAGUCGACUUCGACGGAAUCCGUCGAACCCGGAAGUGCUCCCCUCAAUAUGUCCAACUACAAAGACGUUUGUGGAAGACGACUUUUCCCGACGGCUAGAAUUGUAGGAGGUGAAAAAGUUUCUUUUGGUAAAUGGCCAUGGCAGAUUUCAUUAAGACAAUGGAGGACAUCUACAUAUUUACAUAAAUGUGGAGCUGCAUUAUUCAACGAAAAUUGGGCUGUAACUGCUGCACAUUGUGUUGAAAACGUUCCUCCGAGUGACUUACUCCUUAGACUUGGUGAACACGAUUUGUCAGUGGAAGAAGAACCUUACGGUUACGAAGAACGAAGAAUACAAAUAGUCGCAUCACAUCCACAGUUUGAUCCCAGAACUUUUGAAUAUGACUUAGCCCUUUUACGGUUCUACGAACCCGUAAAGUUUCAACCUAAUAUCAUACCUGUUUGCGUUCCUGAGGACGAUUCAAAUUUUGUAGGUUCUUCUGCCUAUGUCACCGGAUGGGGAAGAUUAUAUGAAGACGGACCUCUACCUAGUGUUCUACAAGAAGUAACAGUUCCUGUGAUCAACAAUUCUGUCUGCGAAACUAUGUACCGCGCAGCUGGAUAUAUUGAACACAUACCAGAUAUAUUUAUCUGCGCAGGUUGGAAAAAAGGAGGUUUUGAUUCGUGCGAAGGUGAUUCUGGUGGACCGAUGGUAAUCCAAAGACCGGACAAGAGAUGGUUACUAGCCGGUAUCAUAUCAUGGGGUAUUGGAUGUGCUGAACCAAAUCAACCCGGUGUAUACACUAGAAUUUCUAAGUUCAAAGACUGGAUCAAUCAGAUAUUGCAAUUUUAACGGAUACAACAAACGCAACACUCGACAUUUCCAUUCAAAAUAUCAUUAUCAAGUCGGUUGGUUAUACAACCACAGUUUUUAAACAAUUUUUUUUUGUUCCUAAUGAUUUUAUACAGUACUCAUAGUAUGUUUUUUUCGCACGACUUGCAACAAAAGAACAUCAUGCGGAAUAGUCAGUUUAAGUGUUAUCGAUCAGUGUGAAUAGUUUCUAAUUUUGUUCGUAUACAUUUAUUACUAAUAGGAAAGAUGUUUUAUUUACAACGAACACAGCCGUUUUAUAGAUCUCUGUAGACUAUUAUGUCAACGGAUGCAAUUUAAUAGAACAUCUUUUUUUAGAUAUUGAUCGACAUGUCACACAUUGUAUACUUGUUAUAGUUGUUUUUACUAUAUGUGUGUCUUAUUAUUCUUAUUCACGUGGAAGUACGUUCGUCUUUGAACUAUUGAAUUGUUCAUCAGUGUAAUACUUGACAGAAACCUUCAUGAAUUGAUUUUGCUACACAAAGGACACAAUAUUGUUACGAUUUACAAUGUUCCUUUUAUUUCAAACCCCACAAUACUUAAAAUUAUUUGCGAUUAAAUAGUUAUUACUAAAUAAAUACUAACUGAAAAAGAUAAUAAUUA
Melanaphis sacchari is the source of this 4096-nucleotide messenger RNA. It is a transcript of the gene Np, whose product is annotated as serine proteinase stubble. Gene Ontology annotation, biological process: proteolysis. The record is from RefSeq and is a predicted model, not a curated record. The transcript has 11 exons. Gene Ontology annotation, molecular function: serine-type endopeptidase activity. The coding region runs from base 953 to 3475 and encodes 840 amino acids. Lineage: Eukaryota; Metazoa; Arthropoda; Insecta; Hemiptera; Aphididae.